AUGGCAGAAGUACCUGAUGAAAUAAGGGAUUUGUAGAGUAAUGUUGCCCUUAGUAUGCUUACUGAUCUUUUUAAACAAGGAAAAAUCAAUUAAGAGCAAUGUGAUUCAUAUAAGUAAAAGUUUCAUAAACUCCACGACACUGUUGUCUAAACCUUUAAGAAUCAUCACUUUUUGUGGGAAAAAUCAAAAAAACUCAAAACUCAACUCGCAACUGAGAAAUAAAAUCUCGAAACUGCUGUAAAUGAUCAAGCUAAUGCACAGGAGAAGGCAUAGAAUUUAAAUGCGAGUUUAAAAAAGACAGAGGCAGAAUAUGAAAUGAUGGAAUAAUUGAUUGAUGCCAAAUAAUUUUAAUGCGAAGAAGUAGAACAUGAGAAAUCCAUAAUAUUAACUAGAAUAUCUGAAUAAGAAAAAUUGGCUAAGAGUAAGGCAUUGCCUGAGAUGCUCUAAAAAGAUGCUGAGAUAGAAAGAGAGAGGGAUUUAUUAUUAGAGUAUAAAUAGAAAAUUGAGAGUGAAUAAAAAAGUAUAGAUGAGAAAACAGAAAAGAUCGAGUAAUUGAAGAUUGAAAACGAUGAGAAACUCAACAAAAUUAGUAAAUUGAAUGAUGAAUAUAUUAAAAUAAAGGAUGAUCCAAAUCGUUUUAGUAAGAAUGCUGAAAUGUUGAAAAGUGCUAAUAAAAUAAUGUUGAAGGAUCUAUAAGGAUACAAGGAUGAUAUAGGUAAAAAAAAUAAAUAGAUUGAUGAUUUAAAUAUGGAAUUCAAAAAGUUACAAACUAAAUUAUUAGAAUAUGAAGCCUAAAUAGAUGAAGAAAAAAAAGCUACAGAAACUAAUUAGAGAGAUCAAGCCAUUUAAAAUGAUCUUUCAGCAAAACUUAAAGAAGAAAUUAGUGAUUUGAGUAGUUAAAAAGUGGCUAAUGAUAUUGAAAUUAGAAAUUGUUAGUUAGAAAUUAGAAGACAUAGAGAUACAGUCAGUUCCUUAAAAAAGGCAAUCGAUCUAGAUAAAAAGGAAUUAAAGAAAUAAUAAACAUAAAUGCAGUAAAUUAAUGAUACUCUACAUGAAUAAAAGAUGAUAUUAGAAAAUAUUAAAAAAGAAAUAGUCAAUUUAAAGUAUGAAAUUGAAAAACAAAAUGAAAUUGGAGAGAAUAUUGCAGAAGAAUACACUAUGUUAGAAGGAAGAGUAAGAAAAGUAAAAGACAAAGCAGAAGAAAAAAUAUAGGAAUAAACCAAAGUCGAUACUGAAAUUAAGAAAUUUGAAAAAUAAAUGAUUGAAUUACAAAACUUUGAGGCUGAAGGGUUAAAGAGAGUAAAAGCCUUGACAGCAACUAGAGAGAGUAUGGCUAGAAAAGCCUCAAGUGCAUUAGCUGAAGUAAGAGAAACAAGAGAAGAACUAAAAAUUAAAGAACUAUUAAUAAUGGAUCUUUAAAAAAAAGCAUAAGAAACAGAAGCAAAAGAACAUAAUUAUAAAUCAUUAUAUGAAGAAGUCAAAUAGGCAAGAAAUAAAUAUGUGAAUAUGAUCCAGAAUAGUUCUCAAGAUUUAGCAGAAUUAAAAGAAAGAAUUAAGAUAUUGUAAAAUGAAUUAGAAAUUUUAAAAAAUGAAUCUCAAGAAAAAGAAAGAACAUUAUUAGAAUAUAGACAUUGUUUACAGGUUGAAGUUCAUAAGAAAGAUAGAAGUCAUGCAAAGUUAAAUAAAUUGGAAUAUUAAAGAAAGGCUAAAAAAGAAAUAAUUGAUUAAAACAUAAAUGAAAUAUAGAAAUUAAAUAUGAUCAUAUCUUCAUUAGAAAAGGAUAUGUUAAACUUAAGAAAGUAGUAUGAGUAAGUAUGUGAGUCAAGAAAUCAUACAGGUAUAGUAUUGAUUGAUAGAAAUGAUGAGUUAUGCAUUAUGUAUGAAAAAUGCAACAUAUAAGAUAACAUCUUAAAAUCUGGAGAACUAGAAAUAAAAAGAUUGGAGGAUGAUAUAAGGAUGAUUAAGAUUGAAAUUUAAGAAUAAAAGCGAAAAAUAGAUGUAGCAAGAAAGGAUAUUCUAUAAAUACCUUAAUUAUCAUCCAAAGUUAUUUAACUUAAAGAUGAAUUAGAAUUAGAAAAAAAGAAAGAGUCAUAACUUUCUGAAGAACUCGAAAAUCCAAACAAUUAAUAAAGAUUUAGGGAAUUAGGUGGUGAAGAUCCAGAUUAAGAGGCCUUGGAUGCCAAAAUACAUGUUUUAGAGGAAAGAUUGAAUAAUAAAAAAGAACAGCUACUAGAAAAGGAAUUAAUUUUAGAUGAAAUUACUAAUUUAUCAGAAAAACUAAGAAAAUAAGCUUUGGAUGGAAGAUUGUCAACACUUGAAUUAUCAGAGAAAGUGAAUGAAUUUUAGGCCAAAUUAAAAGACUUAACUAGGAAAAUGAUGGCUACAAUAGCUGAAUUAUCAAUGUAUUAAGCAACAGCCAUUAAAUUACAAUAAGAAAAGGAUGAAUUAGAAAAUGUUGUAGAAGACGCAAAACAGAGAUUGGAAAAAAGCUUACCUCCUUUGCCUGAACAUGAGGAUGAGUAUUUAAGAUAAUAGAAAAGAUAGGUUAAUUGUUUAUUUAUUGCUAGACGCUAAAGAUUAGAAAAGGAAUAAUAAGAGAAAAUGUUCGAACCAUUUUCGUGUAAGACUAUGGCUAAACAAAGAGUUCAACAAUACAUUCCAGAUGAUAACAUCGGAGCACCAUUGCCAAAGAAUUAUGGUAAAUAAGCUCCAUUUUAUCCUCCUGAAUCGAAUGCUCAACUACGCUUCUACAAGAAACCAAAAGUUAAAGAAAUAGAAAUAUGA
Molecule: messenger RNA, 2784 nt
Organism: Paramecium tetraurelia
Lineage: Eukaryota; Ciliophora; Oligohymenophorea; Peniculida; Parameciidae
Exons: 4
Cellular component (GO): cytoskeleton
Source: RefSeq, a predicted model, not a curated record